This is a messenger RNA of Ambispora leptoticha, 321 nucleotides long. The record is from the annotation of a GenBank genome assembly. NCBI's taxonomy places the organism in Eukaryota, Fungi, Glomeromycota, Glomeromycetes, Archaeosporales, Ambisporaceae.
AUGAAGGUUCUUAAAAUAAAAUUAGAGGAACUAGCAAAAUUGUUUAUUAAGAAGAUCCCUGUAUGUGAUCUAUUUCUUGGAGAGCGGGAUCGUUCAGAAUCACGCUUUGAACUUGAAGAAAUUAUUGAAACGCGUGGCCACAAAGUCAUUUUUUACUCUAAAUUUCACUGUGAAUUGAGAUGUAUUGGGGGGCUGCGAAGGGAUAUUGGCCUCAAAGGUACCAGAAAUAACAUUAUCAAUCUGUCUCCUCCAUUUUGCAAAACUCAUGGUUCCCUGACUUCCGACCAGUGGAAACUUGCCGAGGACAUCUUUAUCUGUUAA